AAACCCAGUCCCAGAGUCAACGAAUUUUCUUUGACUCUCCAUCUUCUUCUUCUUCUGCUCCGGUGAUCGAGCAAACAGAUUGACGAACUUUCAUCGAAAAAAACUGAAGCGCGAGUCGAAGCAGCUUUGAAUGACAGAUUUGCUACGAAUAUUGUCUCUCUGAAUUGUACAAGAGAUGCAGACGCUGGGCAAUUUCAAGUUACCCCCUUUCUUCAAUUACCCUCCUUAUUUCACCUUGCAGCCAGUAAGGGACACGCGAGAGAAGCAAGUGCAACUCUGGAAGGAACUUAUCCUUGAUUACUGUAAAACGCAAAAGAUAUCUGUGAUUGGAUUGGAAGAAGAGUUUCCACUGUUUUCAAAUCCUGCGAUUGAGAGUAAGGACCUUUUCAUCAAUUUAUGCAUUAGUGCAGGAUCUCUUACUCAUGAAGCAAGGGAAGCAUUUCUUGCUGCCUUAGUUUCUGAGGCAGGACGUGCAGAAUGGUUGGACAAAGGACACAGGAAGUGUCUCAUUCUCUGGCACCGCAUUCAAGACUGGGCUGAUAUUUUAUUAAACUUCGUGAAAGAUAAUGGGCUGGAGGACUCUGUGAUGACGGUUGAGGAAAUACGUUCUGGGCCUGAAUCUCGUGGGACAGAUCUUCAAGGAGUGGAUCGCAUCAUCCUCAUGCGAGCUUUGAAACUACUAGAACACAAGGGGAAGCUUGCGAUUUUCAAAGGGACUUCUGCGGAUGACGAAGGCAUUAAAUUCUCUCGUUAAUGAAAAUGAACGCGCGCUUUCAUUUGAACUUCUAGCAUCUAAAAUGGCACAUGUACUGUUCCUGGGGUGCUUUUAUUUAAUCUUUCUUCGGGUUUUUGAGUAAGAAAGACACUACAGAAUAUCGCUCCUACUUGUAGUCUUGUUGACUAGCUCUAGAAUGUGCAAGGCAAUAGGAGAGCAGUGCCAGGAAA
Molecule: messenger RNA, 945 nt
Organism: Rhodamnia argentea
Lineage: Eukaryota; Viridiplantae; Streptophyta; Magnoliopsida; Myrtales; Myrtaceae
Product: vacuolar protein sorting-associated protein 25
Exons: 7
Coding region: 176-754 (192 amino acids)
Biological process (GO): protein transport to vacuole involved in ubiquitin-dependent protein catabolic process via the multivesicular body sorting pathway
Cellular component (GO): ESCRT II complex
Molecular function (GO): protein homodimerization activity; structural molecule activity
Source: RefSeq, a predicted model, not a curated record